Messenger RNA from Carassius gibelio (silver crucian carp), 1811 nucleotides. RefSeq lists its product as uncharacterized. The coding region runs from base 420 to 1619 and encodes 399 amino acids. NCBI's taxonomy places the organism in Eukaryota, Metazoa, Chordata, Actinopteri, Cypriniformes, Cyprinidae. The transcript has 8 exons. The record is from RefSeq and is a predicted model, not a curated record.
CUGCUAAUAUUAAUGAUAAUAAACAAAUUUUUCUUUUCAGUGCACUCAUAGGAUGAACAUUCAAAAAUGCAUGUCAAGUAAAAGUGAAAAAACUAUUUCAGUGAAAACCCCAGUAGUGUUUUUAUAUACAUAUUCAGCAGUUCAAAAGUUUAUUCUCUAAUGUGCGUUCGGUCAAAUAGUGCUCCUCUCAGCUGCUGUACUAUAAUAUAAUCACCACAAGCUCCCUCUCGUGGUUUAAACGCUCCCUUCAGCUUCAGUGGAGGCACUGAAAGAACUACAAGUCCCAGAGCUUUGUGCUGCCAUAGCAACAGAACCAACGCACCUCACCUCACUAGCUUCCAGAUUUAAAAGCGAUGUGUUGAGAAGCACAGAGAAAACGAGUCGUUUUAAACAUAACACGGAAGCAUUAUACGAGCUAAAUGUCUCUCAAAAAUGGACCGGUGGAAAACAUUAAGUUCCCCUGGUUUAAGGAACGGCUAAAAACAAAAUAUCUCAGGGAUUUAAGGCAAAAGCAACAGCUAUCUGGGUCAUUAGAUAGUCACAAAUGGCGCUUUUUGUCCCCGGGUAUGGAUGAUUUUAGAGAUGGUUACCCAACAGUCCAUAAAGAGCUCUUCACUCAGUGUAAGAGUGGACCCUCCCCUGCAGUCUUUGGGAUGCCAAAUCACACUCGUUCAGUGAAGUUCCCACAGAAGAGACUGAGUAAAAAUCAAGUGUGUUACUCAAAGCAGAAUCCCCAGAGUCAAGCUCAGCGUGAGUUCAUUGACGCUGUUGAGUACAAACUCAAACAACACCCCCUGGCCCUCUAUCCUCAUCUGGAGAGCGGUAUGGCACCAGAGCUAUUUGACCAGGUGUUGUCAGUCCUGGAUCCUGAUAUGUGCAUGAAGGCAGAAUUGUCCAUAACCUCUCCAAUGAAGCAUCUAGAAGAAAGCAGUGCACCGUGUGAAAUCUCAACUCUGGAGACUAUAAAACCGUCCAUCACCAUCAAACCACAAAAGGAGAAAUGUAAAGAGGCCAGACCAAGAAAUCCUUAUAGAUGGCAGAAACUCAAAGAAACGUUGGGUGUUGAAGAUCAGACGGCGAGUGUUAAACACCUGCACUCCGUGUCGCAAGAAGAUGACAAGCAGAUGAUUACCAAACUCUUCUGUGAAUGGAUUACCUCACUGGGUGGAGAGACCAGUGAUCUGACAGAGUCAACCAUCUUGGAUUUGUUUAAGAGUGACUAUGAAAAGAAACCCUCCUGGACCUUACCUAUUAACAAGACUCAUCUUAAUCAAACUCCAGCAAAACCCUCCAGCUCUGUAGAGGGACAUCUUAAAGAUGCUAAAGAGUUGAAUCAGGUCAAUAAACCCAACAGACCUCAGGCUGCCAAUGAUCCUCUAAGAGCCCCAGGAGAUAUCACAGGAAGCCUGCACUUUGAAGAACAGCUGAGUGAGAAGGAUGAAGAGCUGAAGCAGAUUCACGGCAUUCAGGCUUUCAGAGAGUUCAUUAUCAACAAGGGAGUGAGAAUGCCAAGGUUUCUCAGCACUAUCUUCUCUGAGGAUGAACAGAAGAACAGGAUCAGAGGCUCAAACACCGCAGGCUCCGCCUCAUCAUUGUCUAAAGGGAGAGCUGUCCAUUAAACUCUUUAAAUAAUAUUCCCUUAUGUUGUUUUAUUGAACAUCACUUCACACAUUCAUGGAUCAGCUGCUGAGUGCAGUUCCCCAGACUACAGUUUUUUUGGAUUAAAGUAACAUUUUACCCCCAAGCUAGAUUUUUGUAUUAUGUUAUUUUACGAUCAAAAAAAAUAAAACCAGGGCGUAUUUGGCAUGGUU